CAUUUCUAUUCACCUCUCUACAAACCAAAUACUAACCAUUUCCAAUCAUGUCCAUCGCCUCCAAUCCGGUCACCUUCCACCCGUCCGCCUCCACGGCCGCCUUCUCUCCCUCCUCCGCCGCCUGUUUCCAACUUUUGAGACCACUAACUCCCACUUCUCCUCUGCAAUGCAAUGCCAUCUCCAGACCUCACUUCAUAGAUGUGAUUCAGAAUGGUUUGCCAGUGAUAAAGUGGCACGAGAUUGUGGAAUAUGACGCAGAAAAAGAUUCCACAAAGAUCGGCGAGCUAGUUAACGCGGUGCGGUCGAUGCUUAGCUCGAUGGGCGACGGCGAGAUCAGCAUCUCGCCCUACGACACCGCGUGGGUGGCGCUGGUGGCGGACGAGGGGCGGCCGCGCUUCCCAGCGAGCCUCGAGUGGAUCUCGAGGAACCAGCUGAGCGACGGGUCGUGGGGCGACGCCCGAACCUUCUCCAUCUUCGACAGGAUCCUCAACACGCUGGCGUGCGUCGUAGCCUUGAGAUUUUGGGAUUCGCAUCGCGACAAAACCGACAGAGGGAUUUUGUUUAUUAAGGAGAAUGUGAAUAAGCUCGAGGAGGAGAACGUGGAGCACAUGCCGAUAGGCUUCGAGGUGGCGCUGCCAUCGCUCAUUGAAAUAGCUCAAGAACUCCAAAUUGAUGUCCCGAGUGAUACGCGAGGGUUGAGAGAGAUCUAUGCGAGAAGAGAGAUAAAGCUCAAAAAGAUUCCAAGAGACAUACUGCACCAAAUGCCAACAACAUUGCUGCAUAGCUUAGAAGGAAUGGGAGGACUAAUGUGGGAUAAGCUUUUGAAAUUGCAAAGUGAAGAUGGCUCUUUUCUCUUCUCUCCUUCUUCCACUGCUUUUGCUCUCCAACAAACCAAGGAUCAUAAUUGCCUCAAAUAUUUGACCAAACACCUCAACAAAUUUAAUGGGGGAGUUCCAAAUGUGUACCCCGUGGAUUUGUUCGAGCAUCUAUGGGCGGUAGACAGGCUGCAAAGACUUGGAGUUUCACGUUAUUUUCAGCCAGAGAUCGAGAAAUGUGUCGCAUAUGUUUACAGAUAUUGGACAGAAAAAGGGAUAUGUUGGGCAAGGAAUUCGGAAGUUGUGGACAUAGACGACACGGCCAUGGGAUUCAGGUUGCUGAGGUUGCAUGGAUACGAGGUUUCUGCGGAUGUGUUCAAACAUUUUGAGAGUGGUGGAGAAUUUUUCUGCUUCAAGGGGCAGUCGACGCAGGCGGUGACCGGAAUGUACAAUCUUUACAGAGCGGCUCAGUUGAUUUUUCCGGGAGAGAAGAUUCUAGAAGAAGCAGCAACUUUCUCUUCUAAAUUCUUGCAUCUAAAGAGAGCUAAUAAUCAGCUCUUGGAUAAGUGGAUCAUCACCAAAGACCUUCCUGGCGAGGUGGGAUAUGCACUAGAUGUUCCCUGGUACGCCAGCCUAGCCCGAGUCGAAACAAGAUUUUAUCUAGAACAAUACGGUGGUGAAGAUGAUGUCUGGAUUGGCAAAACCUUAUAUAGGAUGCCAUAUGUGAACAAUAACAAGUAUCUGGAGCUGGCGAAAUUGGACUAUAAUAAUUGUCAAGCGUUACACCAACAAGAGUGGAGAGACAUCCAAAAAUGGUACCGAAAUUUGAGUUUUGGAGAGGUCGAUUUAAGCGAAGAAAGUCUUCUACACGCAUACUACGUUGCUGCUGCUUCAAUUUUUGAGCCAGAAAAAUCAAAUGAGCGUCUCUCAUGGGCCAAAACCGCAAUUUUAAUGCAAGCUAUUACGUCGCAUUUCAACCACAACCAACUCUCUACUGAACAAAAACGUGUUUUCAUCCAUGAAUUCGAACACGGCAGCAUCCUCAAGUAUGCAAACGGAGGAAGGUACAAAACAAGAACAAAUUUGGUGGGGACAUUACUCACAAUUCUAAAUCAGCUCUCAUUGGAUAUAUUGUUGGCAAAUGGCUGCGACGUUCAUCAACCAUUGAAAAAUGCAUGGCACAAGUGGAUGAAGACUUGGGAAGGCGGCGUGAAUAGUGGGGCCGAGCUAUUGGUGCAAACGCUAAACUUAAGCGGCAGAGGGAAGUGCGGACCCGAGGAGCUACUACCAUCGCACCCGAAAUAUGAUCAGUUGUUGAAGAUUAUUGUCAGUGUCUGUGAUAAGCUUCGUCUAUUUCAAGAUCAAAAGAAUGUCUAUGGAUGCAUAGCUAGUGCCGAAGGAUUUACAACGUUGGAGAUAGAAUCCCAGAUGCAAGAAUUAGUGAAAUUAGUUGUGACAAAAUCCUCAGAUGAUUUGGAUUCCGAAAUUAAGCAAAACUUUUUAGUUAUUGCUAGAAGUUUCUAUUAUGCAGCUUAUUGUAAUCCAGGAACUAUCAAUUUCCAUAUUGGAAAAGUGCUCUUCGAAAGAGUACAAUGACAAUGUACGUGUUAAAUAUUGAUUAUAUAUUAUAGUAAUAAAUUGAGUGUGAUCA
Molecule: messenger RNA, 2466 nt
Organism: Salvia hispanica
Lineage: Eukaryota; Viridiplantae; Streptophyta; Magnoliopsida; Lamiales; Lamiaceae
Product: ent-copalyl diphosphate synthase, chloroplastic-like
Biological process (GO): gibberellin biosynthetic process
Cellular component (GO): chloroplast
Molecular function (GO): magnesium ion binding; terpene synthase activity
Source: RefSeq, a predicted model, not a curated record